CUCUUUUUCUCUUGUCCGCCAUCCUAUGUGUGGUUGGAUUUGCUCCUCGUCAUGUCUUCUCACAAGACUUUCAGGAUCAAACGAUUCCUGGCCAAGAAACAAAAGCAGAAUCGUCCCAUUCCCCAGUGGAUUCGAAUGAAAACUGGUAAUAAAAUCAGGUACAACUCUAAGAGAAGACAUUGGAGAAGAACCAAGCUGGGUCUAUAAGGAGCCUCACAUAUGAAGUGGCACACAUAAUCAGAACAUCACUAGUGUCUGGAACAGCUGCCUGUGUUUGAUGCUCUCUCCUCUUUUCUUGAUCUUUCCUCACCACUGCUCACUGUGUAGCUCAGUAAUAAACCAUGUGAACCUUUAAAAAAAAAAAAAAAA
Molecule: messenger RNA, 369 nt
Organism: Balaenoptera acutorostrata (minke whale)
Lineage: Eukaryota; Metazoa; Chordata; Mammalia; Artiodactyla; Balaenopteridae
Product: 60S ribosomal protein L39
Exons: 1
Coding region: 52-207 (51 amino acids)
Biological process (GO): translation
Cellular component (GO): ribosome; cytosolic large ribosomal subunit
Molecular function (GO): structural constituent of ribosome
Source: RefSeq, a predicted model, not a curated record